Molecule: messenger RNA, 849 nt
Organism: Dichomitus squalens LYAD-421 SS1
Lineage: Eukaryota; Fungi; Basidiomycota; Agaricomycetes; Polyporales; Polyporaceae
Exons: 3
Coding region: 234-653 (139 amino acids)
Source: RefSeq, a predicted model, not a curated record
CAACAGACACCGCCUCGGUCACAUGUAGCUGUCUCCCCGAAGGAGAGGAGACGGUCGCCGAUAUAUGCUUCAACUUUUCAGUUCUGAUUUCCCGCCCUAAUCUGCCUACCCCUUUGGACGUCUUCCGUCCUGCUUCCAGCACGUAGAGCCAGUCCUUCUCCUGUCGUGCCUCUCUCUACCUCGCCUCUCCUCGACGACUGCUCCUCUUUCUGUGCUUCUCGUUCGCAGUAGCAAUGAUCGAAGAGAAGGCUCCCCCUACCUACCCCGCCUAUCCCUCUCAGCCCCAGGCCGGGUACCACCCUCAGGGACAUUCUGCACCGAUACCAAGCAACCCGUCGCAGCAAUUCAUGGCCCCUCCGCCACAAGGUCCCCCUCACCAGCAGUCCUUCCAGUCGGGGUAUAACUCGGCUCAGGGCGUAGGUCCCAUCGGCCCCCAGUCAGGUUACCCUCCUGUCUCUACUAUUGGUCUCAACCCUGGCGCACAAUACCAGCAGCAACUGUUUGCGAUGUGCGCUCAGGGCAACCACGACGUGACAACCAAAUACGGCAUAGGAGGUAUCAUCGUUUCUGUCGUAUGUUUCCCUUGCGGUCUCUUCGCGCUUUUAUGCGAUCAGGAGAAGCGUUGUGUACGCUGCGGGGUUCGUGUGACAUAGUCGUGGGAACAGGUCCUGGACUUCUACAUCAAUUCGGCCACUGACAGUGUCUGCGUCACAUCUAUAGCAUGAUUCCCUCUUGCGGCUUAUAACAUAUUAUCCUACACACCGUCUCAUCUCGCUUUUAUACCUUAUGAUAUACGCUUGGUCUUAUUCCCCUUACGGACGUCAUCGGGAUCAGGACAGUUUCGACAGC